CUUUUGUAGAAAUUCCCCCAAUGAUGGAUGGCAUUGGCAUAUGCUCACACGCUCAUGAAAACUGAACCGUGCCUCUUUUCAAUCCUUGCUUUACCACGUUGGCCUCCAACCCAGCAAAGGAGCGUUACGAAUUUCUUGCUGUUUAAAUUCUGUUCGAAAUUUGAAUUUUCUUGCUCAAACUGGGAUACCUCUCUUUAAUGUUCAUUUUUGCUUGACCAUUCUUUGGGAGCCAAGGUAAAGGUUCAUUGAGAUCUGACUUAUUGGCAGGCUGGUUCCUUAGAUCUCAGGAAAGCUGAUCACCUUCAUGAGAUUUUGUUGGAAUUACAAAGGAUCAUCAACAUAUGAAGAAACUAUUCUUUUUUAAAUCUUCUGCGUCAAGCAGUGGGAGCAAUAAUGCAAUUCCCCCAAGAUCCACAAAUAAGCAAAUAUGUUGGGAGAACUCAUCAGAAAGUGGAUUAUAUGGUCAGGCUCAUGGCAGAGCCGAGGAUAGCUUCCAGAGUCCAAAGGGAUUGUUCUCCAAAUCCCAAAGGCACGUAUCAAAUAGCCAGGGUUCUAGUAGUGGACCAAGUCUUAGAAGGAGCAGGUCUUUGUCAACAGCAGCCUACCAGGUCAACGAUCAUAAUAGGUCUCCUAGUUUCAUAUCAAGUGAUCAAUAUCAUCAAUACGAGAAUUCAUCCCAAGAUUUCCUAGUUUCUUCUAGUUUUCAGACUCUUAGCCCUGAGAAGCAAAGGCAUUCGUCUAUAAAAAUUUCACAUGGAACUGAGAGGCCUGGCUCAGCUAGCUCUUCAAGGUCUUAUCAUGAUUCAUCUGGGAACUCUUCCACUUCUUCUAGUAACAUUUAUAGUAAGAUAGUUGACCGUUACAUUGAUGGAGAGCAGCAGCCAGAGAAAAGUAGGUCAAGGAAAAAUUUACAGAAAAGUUGUGGUGAAAAUGGAAAUUAUGGCAUGAAGCUUCCUCCAAAAAAUCAGUACACAGCACCUAAUUCACCAACUGAUGGUGGUGCUAGAUAUAAACCAAGAGCUCAUUCAUGUAGAGAAGCAAAAGGCGCUGACAUUCACUUCUCAUCCAAAGACUGGAAAGAAAAUGGGUUUGGACAUGAAUCUCCUCGGAGCCUGGCAAAAAAUGUCAUUGAAAGACUUUCUCAGUUUCAUUCUUUGUCCAAAAUCAGUUCAAAAGAGGUUGGUCUUGAUAAUCCAAUUACAGUUGAAGAUAUAUUCGCUAGAUCUGAAAAUGAAUGCUGUGAGUCAGAUCCAGAAGAGGCUCUGCCAAAAGGUUAUUCUUUUGAUAAACCUCACAGAAUGGCAGAUGGUUAUCACUGCACUGAUGAUCAAAGAUUCCAGAAACAUGAUGUUUUCCCAGCAGCCAACUAUGAGGGCUUAAGCUGUGUUAUCCUUGAAGAGGAUAUUGAUGCAGAGCUACAAAGACGAUUAAAAGAAGUCAAAGAGAGAGUUACUCUUUUUUCCAAGGAAUUUGAAAGAGAGAGCUUUCUUCUUGAUGGUGGUUUUGAUCUGUCAGUGUUGGUUCAGACAAUCAGAAACCUAGAAGAGGAGAGGUUAAGUUUGGCAAUGGAAGUUUCAGGCCUUCUCCAGUCUCGCAUUGCUGAAAGAACAUCUGCUAGGGAAGAGCUUAGAUGCUUAAAGGAAGAAUCGGGGUUACAGGCUCGACGGCUAGAAAAGGAAAAGAAUGAGACACAGUCAGGACUGGAGAAAGAAUUAGACAGAAGGUCAAGAGACUGGUCACUUAAGCUUGAGAAGUAUCAGUUAGAAGAGCAAAGGCUUCGUGAACGUGUUAGAGAGCUUGCUGAGCACAAUGUAUCACUUCAAAGGGAAGUCUCAUCUUUUGGUGACAGGGAAACAGAAACCAAAAAUCUAAUGACUCGUUCUGACCAUCAGCUGAAGGAAAUGACCGAAAAGAUGGAAGAAAUGAAAGAGCAGAACUUGUAUUUUCAACAAAAUGCCUUGGAAUUACAAGAGAAGUGUAAGAUGGUUGAAGAAAACAGGGACAUUUACCGAAGAAAUUAUGAAGAGAAGAAGAAGGAAUGUAAAGAGUUACACAAGUCCAUCACAAGAUUGCUAAGAACAUGCAGUGAUCAAGAGAAGACAAUCACAGGGUUACGAGAUGCAUUUAGUGAGGACUUCAAAAAGGAUCAAUCUAUGGAGAGGGUGGAGACGCAUGUUGCAAAAAUGCAAAUGGAGCAAAUGAGGUUAUCAGGGGCAGAAUUGGCCUUGAGAAGGGAGUUAGAAUCUUAUAGGGUUGAAGCAGAUUCUCUUCGCCAAGAAAAUAUAACUCUACUAAACCGCUUAAAAGGAGAUGGGAAAGAAAUCGUUGCUGCUACUUAUAAGCUAGAUAAAGAAAUGUUGGCCCGUGUCUGUUGUCUGCAAAAUCAAGGUCUAACGAUGCUAAAUGAAAGCUCCAACUUAUGCUCAAAGUUGAUUGAAUUCAUCAGAGAUCAGCUUCUUCAAGAUUCACAACAGGAAAUGGAGGUCAUAAAAAGUGGUCUGGAUGGGCAUUUUAUUGUUGAAUCUGAAUGUAAAAUUCAGAGUCUUAAAAGUGGAAUUGAGGGCUUGACUAGGAGUUUGCAGAUGAUGUCAGCUUUGCUCGCUGAAAAGUCAAGUUUAUUAACAACUAAAUUUCAGUCGCAGUUUAUUGAUCCCGACAAUCUAGCUAAACUGAAUGAUCAAUCAUCUGAGGAUAUAAUAAGAACUGAACUUAAAGCCGAAUGCUUGUUAACGAGUCUCUUAAGAGAGAAGCUGUACUCAAAAGAGCUCCAAAUUGAGCAGCUGCAAGCUGAACUUGCCACUGCUGUAAGAGGAAAUGACAUACUUAAAGCUGAGGUGCAAAAUGCACUAGCCAACCAUUCAUGUGUCAACCAUAAGUUGAAGGAACUUGAGCUUCAGAUGUUUAAGAAAGAUGAGAGCACAAACCGCCUCCAAAGUGAUCUGAAAGAAUCUAUGAAAGAAUUGGCAAUCGUUAAGGGAAUAUUGCCCCAAGUAACUGAGGAGAGAGAUCGCAUGUGGGAAAAAGUGAAGCAAUAUAAUGAGCAGAAUAUGCUAUUGGACUCGGAGAUCACUGAAUUGAAGAAGAAGAUAGAGGUCCUUGAUGAAGAUAUACUUGUAAAGGAAGGUCAAAUAACAAUAUUAAAAGACUCCCUUGGUAAAAAGCCCUUUGAUCUCCUUGGGAGUCCUGAUUCUAUGCAUGAAUUUUUGCUUAACUAGCUACUAUAAAAGCAUAUUUCUUUUUUAUAGGCCAAGUCAACACUCUCUACAUUGUCCAUAGUUCUAUAUAUCUGUGAAUGAGGUUUUGAAGGUUCUUUUCUUGAUUCUAUGCAUGAAUUUUUGCUUGCUUUAUUUUGUAAAACCUUUGUUUCCUUUUUAGGCCAUAUUAUUAUA
Prosopis cineraria is the source of this 3389-nucleotide messenger RNA. RefSeq lists its product as uncharacterized. The transcript is spliced from 6 exons. Lineage: Eukaryota; Viridiplantae; Streptophyta; Magnoliopsida; Fabales; Fabaceae. Bases 342 to 3215 code for a protein of 957 amino acids. The record is from RefSeq and is a predicted model, not a curated record.